UACACGGCUCUUUCAACUCACCAGGAGCUGACAACAGCAGAGGGGCGGAGAAGCUAGGCGACAAAGGCGACGUCGAAAGAACUCCAGAGUGUCGGAGCGCGGUACACGGAACUCUCCUGUCUUCUUCCUUCAAAGGACGGAAACCUCGUCGGAAGCAGCUGCAGAGGAAACGGGGAAGGUAUUUGAGAAAGAAAGAGCUGGCCGCCAAGAGUACUCCUGAGCGGCAGGGUGGGUGUGCGCCAGGGCCCGAGUGACAGCGGGAAACGCAGAGACGGGGACAUCUGAGCCGUACAAUAGGGACCCCGGGACCCCGACCUUGGCGAGAGAACUCCAGGACGCCAGGCGCCCGCCUUGGGAGCUGGGCUCCUGGGCUCCUCGACCCGCCUCCAGAACAGACGCGGAGCGCAGCGCUCGUGGCGCCCAGUUCACAGGCCUUGUCUUCACAGCUGCUGUGAAAGCGCUCAUUCACGUCCUGCCCCGCGUCCCGGUUCUGAAGCCCCUGCAAGCUGCUCUUGUCCCCCAGACUGUGCAUGCAGGUGGCCGCUGCGACCACCAAAGCCACCAUGAAUAAGGCUGCUGGCGGAGACGAGCACUCAGAACUCUUCGGUCUGAUCCCUUACUUUCUGCAGGCAGCCAACACAAGCGGCAAUGCGUCGCUUCAGCUGCAGGACUUGUGGUGGGAGCUGGGGCUGGAGUUGCCGGACGGCGCGGCGCCAGGGCAUCGCCCUGGCAGCGGCGGGGCAGACAGCGCGGACCCCGAGGCCCGGGUGCGGAUCCUCAUCAGCGUGGUGUACUGGGUGGUUUGCGCGUUGGGGCUGACGGGCAACCUGCUGGUGCUCUAUCUGAUGAAAAGUAAGCAGGGCUGGCGCAAGUCCUCUAUCGACCUCUUUGUCACCAACCUGGCGCUGACGGACUUUCAGUUCGUGCUCACCCUGCCCUUCUGGGCGGUGGAAAACGCUCUCGACUUCAGAUGGCCCUUUGGCAAGGCCAUGUGUAAGAUCGUAUCCAUCGUGACGUCCAUGAACAUGUAUGCCAGCGUUUUCUUCCUCACCUCCAUGAGCGUGGCACGCUACCACUCGGUGGCCUCGGCUCUCAAGAGCCACCGGACCCGAGGUCACGGCAGAAGCGACUGCUGCGGUUGGAGCCUGGGGGACAGCUGCUGCUUCUCGGCCAAAGCACUGUGCAUACUGAUCUGGGCCUCAGCUGUGCUGGCCUCCCUGCCCAACGCCAUGUUCUCCACCACAAUCAAGGUGAUGGGUGAGGAGCUGUGCCUGGUGCGCUUCCCUGACAAGUUGUUGGGGGGCGACAGGCAGUUCUGGCUGGGCCUCUACCACUUGCAGAAGGUGCUGCUAGGCUUCGUGCUUCCACUGAGCACCAUCAGCCUGUGCUACCUGCUGCUGGUGCGCUUCAUCUCCUACCGGCGUGUGGCAGGGACUGAAGGAGCCGCCUCAGCAGCUGCGGGAGGCCUGACCCGAGUCAGCUCCCAGAGAAGGUCCAAGGUCACUAAGUCAGUGACCAUCGUGGUCCUAGCCUUCUUCCUGUGUUGGCUGCCCAACCAGGCGCUCACCACCUGGAGUAUCCUCAUCAAGUUCAACGUGGUGCCCUUCAGCCAAGAGUACUUCUUGUGCCAGGUAUACGCGUUCCCGGUGAGCGUGUGCCUGGCUCACUCUAACAGCUGUCUCAACCCCAUCCUCUACUGCCUCAUGCGCCGCGAGUUCCGCAAAACGCUCAAGAGCCUGCUGUGGUGCAUCGCGUCGCCUUCUCUCACCAGCAUGCGCCCUUUCACUGCCACCACUAAACCGGAGCCUGAGGAUCAGGGGCUGCAGGCCUUGGCUCCUCUCCCUCCGGCGGCCGCGGAGCCGGAGCUGCUUUACUACCCGCCUGGCGUGGUGGUCUACAGUGGGGGCCGCUACGACGUGCUGCCCAGCGACUCUGCCUGCUGACGGAUGCCCAGGGGGCGC
This is a messenger RNA of Manis javanica (Malayan pangolin), 1961 nucleotides long. RefSeq names its product relaxin family peptide receptor 3 (gene RXFP3). NCBI's taxonomy places the organism in Eukaryota, Metazoa, Chordata, Mammalia, Pholidota, Manidae. Gene Ontology annotation, biological process: calcium-mediated signaling; positive regulation of cytosolic calcium ion concentration; G protein-coupled receptor signaling pathway. The record is from RefSeq and is a predicted model, not a curated record. Gene Ontology annotation, molecular function: C-C chemokine receptor activity; C-C chemokine binding. Gene Ontology annotation, cellular component: external side of plasma membrane; membrane.